Yamadazyma jaroonii is the source of this 996-nucleotide messenger RNA. NCBI's taxonomy places the organism in Eukaryota, Fungi, Ascomycota, Pichiomycetes, Serinales, Debaryomycetaceae. The record is from the annotation of a GenBank genome assembly.
AUGAGUGAAGAUAAGAUCUCUAGGAGUGGAAACUGGAGAGGAAAUAAUACCAGAGGACGAGGAAACAGAGGUAGGGGUAGAGGACAAGGUAGAGGAGGUUAUAAAAGUUUCAAUACAUCGUGGAAACCGAAAGAUGGACAAGAAUCUAUAGAUGAAUCAAAAAAGAUAGAACGAGCAGCCAGAUUUGGAGAAUCCAACAAAUUUGGAGCAGAAGAAUACGGAUUCGUUAGUCGUGGUGAAGACGAUCGAUUACAAAGGAGUAGUAAAGAGAGAGAAAAGUUUUUCGAUAAAAUUAUCAGGAAAUUCAUUGCGUAUUGUGAAUCUAAUGAUACAUCAACCUUGAGUAAAGAACUCAAACGUUUCACUGAAGACCACCAAAGUGAUGAGAAGAUAAAGAACGUAACCAUGGAUUCGAUUUUAUCAUCAUUGAGGAAAUUAAGAGAAUCUAUGAUCAAUGGAAAAUGUGAUAAAUUCACGGUAAAGGUAUUCUUAUUCUCUAUAAGAAUAUCAGCAAAUAUUGGACAUUAUCAAACAUAUUUACCAUCGAUUCACUUCUUGUUACAACAGCAAGAUCAAGAACUCUUACAAAAACCGGAGAAGAGGGAGAUUGUAACAUUACUUAUCCUUCAUUUGAGUCACUUCAGUAAGAAUAACUUGAAAGCAUUUAAAGAAUAUUUCGAAUAUUUCAAAGAUGAGGAAGAUCCAACUCUUUUACGAACCUUGAAAAGUUGGUCGACCAAAGAUUGUUUUAACUGGAUCAGACUAUACAAUAAUGAAAAUGAUAGUGCCAAAUCUACUAUCAUGAGAUUUGGAAUCAAUGCUAUAAUUGAGAGAAUGAUUCAAACAAUAAAUGUUUCUUAUUUCCAUUUGGAUUUAGAUUAUCUCAACAGAUCAUUACCUAAUGGGAUAACUUUUGAUAAUCUCCAAAAGAAUCAUAAUGUUACAUGGAAAGUAGAAGGAAAAAAUCUUAUCAUCAGAGAAAGGAAAGUCAAAUAA